AUGUUUACUGGCCUGGUUGAGACCAUUGGGACUGUCACGGCCCUGGAGCCCCUCGACACGUCGUCGAGCGGGGGCGGGGGCACGUCGCUCACCAUCUCCGACUGCGAGGAGAUUCUCUCCGACGCUCACCUGGGCGAUAGCAUUGCUGUCAACGGAACCUGCCUCACCGUUACGGCGUUCGACAAGACCUGGUUCAAGGUUGGAGUCGCGCCAGAGACCUUGCGACGCACCAACCUUGGGUCUCUCCAGACUGGCUCGAACGUGAACCUCGAACGUGCAGUAGCUGCAGACACUCGUAUGGGUGGUCAUUUUGUGCAGGGCCAUGUUGACACCGUCGCGAAGAUUCUGUCCAUCACGCCUGACGGGAACUCCUUGGUGUUCCGGCUACAGCCGCGGGAUACGGACGUGCUGCGCUACGUGGUGGAGAAGGGCUAUGUGACCCUCGACGGAGCCAGUCUGACAGUGACCAAGGUAGUCGAUGGCGAGGACGGAUACUGGGAGGUCAUGCUCAUUGCCUACACUCAGGGGAAGGUUGUGACAGCAGGCAAGAAGCCUGGCGACGAGGUCAAUGUCGAGAUCGACAUUGUGGGCAAGUAUGUUGAGAAGAGCGUUCAGGGUUAUUUUGCCGGCACGGCCAAUGGGGAUUUUGCAAUUCUCGAGAAAAUGGUGGCCCGCAUUGUUGACGAGAAGCUCAAGAAAUAA
Penicillium macrosclerotiorum is the source of this 702-nucleotide messenger RNA. RefSeq names its product riboflavin synthase. The transcript has 3 exons. Bases 1 to 702 code for a protein of 233 amino acids. NCBI's taxonomy places the organism in Eukaryota, Fungi, Ascomycota, Eurotiomycetes, Eurotiales, Aspergillaceae. Gene Ontology annotation, molecular function: riboflavin synthase activity. Gene Ontology annotation, biological process: riboflavin biosynthetic process. The record is from RefSeq and is a predicted model, not a curated record.